AUGUUGAGUAGAUCAUCAAUCGUACACAACAAGGUUUCUCAAAUUAUGAAGAAGAACCUUCCCAGGUUUGGCACAAACAUCACAGCAAACCCUCAGAACGGGAUUAUAAGCAAGAAUAUCCACACAAUUUACAGGAAUAGUUCAAGCAAUAUGUAUCUGAGGAGUAAUCUCUCUUUGGUACAAUAUUCUUUCAGAAAUAUGAGUGCCCAGAAGGUUGUAUUCUCCAAAAAUCCUAUACCAGAAUCAGGGAAGAAGGAUAAUAAGGACAACAAGGAUUUCCAAAAGAAGUUACAAGUGAAAGAAAAUCCUCCUCAGUCUUAUAAGCCCAGAAAUAUGGGAUCUAGCCGUCAAGCUUAUUAUGCUGAUAGAAAGAAAUUAUACGAAACACUCAAAGAGAAAUGGAUUCAUAAUGUUACAAAAAGAUUUGAUGAGGAUCUUUUUGAGGAUAACAUCCAGAAAGCCCACAGCAAGCAUUCUAGGAAGGCCGACCUGACAUGGCUCACGAAAGCUGAGAGAUAUGCAGAGAAAUCUUUUGAUCCUUAUUCAGCUCUUCUUAGUGAUGUUAUCAAGACUCAAGCUACUUCUUCUCAGAAGGUAGAUCUCUCGAAUAUUGAGGCUAAGCUCAACUCACAUAUUAAGAAAACAAUUUUAAGAUAUUUAGCCAACAAAGACAGAUGUCUGAAGGAAGCAACCCUAAAUUCUCCUGAAAACACCCAACUAGCUUCUGACUUUGAUAUUGGAAUAUAUCUUCUUGUUGAUCCAAUCCUAGCUCUCAAGAACAAGCAGAGUAAAGACCAUAUCGUAAAUCUCACAAAGGAAGUUCUUUUCCCAGAGCACUCCCAAAUUUUAGAUAUCAAAGAACUUGAAAUCUCUCAGGAAAUGGCAACCAAGAUAGUCUUCCUGAACAUGAUAAAGAAGUACAACUUCUUCCAAGGGAUUGACAUCCUCUUCAGAGAGCUCGCCAAGGUUCUCAUUGAGCUCAAAGAAGAAGGGAUCUCAGAGCCAGCUCAGAACUAUGAAAAUUUGCUCAACUCUACCUUCUUUGUUUCCCAAGAUAAAGAUAAAACCUUUGAGGCCAACCUUGAAAGUAUCCCAGUUGAUGAGGGACUUAUCAAGCAGCCAGAGUUUAUAUAUGCUGCUAAGGUCCAGAAAGUGCAUCUCAUCAAGAAAUACAGAAAGAUGCUAUCUGAAUUUGAAAGAGUUAAGCACUACCACAGCCUCUUGAGAAGUGCCAUUGAUGAUCCUACACUUUUCUCCAAGCUCAUGUCUAGUCACACUGAGUUAGAGUCCUUGCUGGCUUCUAUUAAUGAAGAGACAGAACAUAUCACUGAUGAUGGAACAUUUGAUAGAAUUCUCAAAGUUGGCGGUAUCUAUGAUGAGGUUGUCAGAAACUAUGUCCAAACUACAUUUGAUAUCCAUGAUGUUGGCAUUCAUAACAUGUAUGAGAUCUAUAACCCUCUCAAAAAUGGAAAAUUCCAUGACUUACUCACUGUGAGAGAUCAGUUGGUCAAAGACGGUCUUUCCCUUGAAGAAGCUGAUAGAUUAGCUCAAGAGUAUAUUAUUCGUGCUUAUGAAGACUCUAAAGGACCUUAUAAGUUCUAUAACUUGAUUGAAUCUCAUCUUGAGGAAUCCCAAGAGGCGAUAUCAGAAUUCCAUUCUACAAAAACUCUGAGAGAUUUGAAGUUCAAUGUAACCUCUCUUGAAGAAUUUGAGUUCAGUCUUCAAGACAGAAGAAGAAAGGCAGGACAUCUCAGAAGCUACUUAAUGGCUGGAGGUGACCUCAACGAAUACAACAAAGUAUCUAAUUCCGUAUUCCAAAAUAAGCUUGCAAAUGAGCCUGUAAGACUUAAGAGAAAUGCUUUCUCUAACUUUUCAACAAGAAAUUUCUGCACUAAACAAGAACCUGAGCAGAAAAAGGCAGGAGGAUUCACCCAAUAUCUGAAGAAAUUGAUAAAAAUAGAUAGUGAAAAAGAAAAAGAGGAUCAAAAGAAGCUUGAGGAUAUUGCUAAGAAUGAUCCAACAAAUAUAAAAAUUGAGUUCCAGAAGAUUAAGUCCUCCAUUCUAAUGGAUAAAACAGAAUCUGAAGCAGCUGAGCCCCUGGAUUUUGCUAAACAGGAAGUAGCACAGACUCCUGAGCAAAGACUUAUUGAAGAGGCUACCAAAAGAUUCCCUCUUGAGUUUUUCAAAGAGUUUUCUCUUGCAGAUGAAAAGUUGAUGCAAACACACCUCGAAGAAUACAUUCGGGAUAUGGAGAAUCUAGAUGAUAUUCCUCUGUUCGUUAUCUCAUUUCUGGCGAAUGCCCUAGAACUGAACAAUUGGAUAGAGAACACUCACAUUUUGUUCUAUAAAAUAUUCUGUACCCCAAAAAUUAACAAAGAGGAAAGAAAAGAAAGUGAGAAGGAGAAUCUUCUUUCCGGAAAUCUCUUCAAGACCUCUAUCUCAUCAUAUGGAUAUAGAUCCUUGCUCCAUUCAGUUCUCUUGAAGGGAAAAAAGAAGCAUUUCAAGAAGAUAAUUAAGCACAUAGAGACCUACAUGAGCCCUGAUGAAGUUACUGAUAGUCUUAUUGCUGAUAUUAUCAAAGUAGCCUCUCAACUUGAUUGCCCAAUCUUAUUAGGAAGAACAAUUAAGAGAUUCAUUGAUAAAGGAGUUGAUAUUUCAAAACAAAACUUCCUUGAUUUCUGUCUCUACCUUGACAUGUGCAAAGGAUUUGAAAGAGAUACUAUGCAAUUCUUAAACCUUGCAAAUGACAAUGGGAACAUUCAGAUUGAAUGGGACACAAUGGAGAAAUUCUUCCUCAGAGCUCUAAACCACAAGAGUGGAGCUGAAAUUAUUAAAAUCUACAAGAAAAUCACUGAUGAUUUAAAACCAAAUAAGCACAACUUGCAACUCUCAGAGAAAGAUCAAGAGCAAUUAUUAUUCGAUAUCAAGCUCAGAAUCUGUACAGAGCUGAUUCAUUUGGGAACCACAAAGAAAGCAUUCACUCUUGUAGAAACUUUGCACAAUGAUUACAUUUAUAUGACUAUGGAAAACAAAGACCCAAAUGACCUUCUUGGUUUGAAGAUCAGUACAGCCAAAGGAGAUAUCAAACAGUUCGAGGAGAUUCUGAACAAUAUUUUCAUGGGAGAUUUCUCAGAAACAAAAAUCACCCAAAACUCUAUGGAGACUAUUGCUAGAUACAUUACGAAGUUCAAUUCAGAAGAUGAUUCUCUUAUCGUGACUGAGUUCAUCAAGAAAUAUAUUCUCAAAACCAGUGCUGAAAAUCUUAUUAUAUCACCCAACACUUACAAACUCUUCAUUGGAAUUUUGAUUAAAAACCAGAACUGGGACUUGCUGCAAGAACUUAUUGAAAAGACUGAUGUAGAGACUAUCAGAAAUGACUUCUCUACUCUAAAAAGAUUGAAGGAGAGUCUUAUCUACUGCCUGGAUCAAAAGCAACGCUCAGAAAUUAAAACUAAACUUGAAAGCAUUGACAAAAUAUAAUCUGAUAAUCACAUUCAACAAAUA
Molecule: messenger RNA, 3504 nt
Organism: Moneuplotes crassus
Lineage: Eukaryota; Ciliophora; Spirotrichea; Euplotida; Euplotidae
Source: the annotation of a GenBank genome assembly